GGCGCGAAGUAGGCAAAGCCAGCAGCGUCCAUCGGCGGGAAAACCCUGAAAAAUCGAGCAGCUGAAAAAGAAAAACCUAGAGUGACGAACAGGACAGACGAGGCGGAUUAUUGCAGAAAUGGAGUAGAAAUUGCGGGGGGAAAGCCAAGAUAGAAAGACGUAGGGUUUCGCUGCAAGACCAGGAGUAGAGGCUUGCAUUCGGGGAGAAAGCUGAUCUACUCUCUGUGUCAAUCGUCGGUGUUGGAGUAGGACGGUUGAAGUCGGUCGUUCGGCCGUUGAUUGGAUCCGUAGUAGGCCGUAGUUACUCUUCUCUCCGGCGCCUUCUUCUACCUAUACAUACAAAGCAUCGGCUCUCCUUAGACUUCACAGUAUCAUUGCUCACUUCAUCGGCUGUUGAAGAUGUCGGACGGUCAUUUCUUCAACAACAUCUCCCUCGGCGGCCGCGGCGGCACCAACCCUGGGCAGAUCAAGAUAACCUCGGCGGGUAUACAGUGGAAGAAACAGGGAGGUGGUAAAGUUGUCGAAGUCGAUAAAUCUGAUGUUUCUGGAUUGUCUUGGACAAAGGUACCAAGAAGCAAUCAACUUGGUGUUCGUAUAAAAGAUGGAUUAUACUACAAGUUUACUGGCUUCCGUGACCAGGAUGUUAGUAGCCUGAGCAAUUUUUUCCAAAGCAAUUUUGGAAAAACUCCAGAAGAGAAACAACUGUCUGUCAGUGGACGCAACUGGGGGGAGGUUGACUUAAGUGGCAAUAUGCUAUCUUUUAUGGUUGGUUCAAAGCAAGCAUUUGAGGUGUCCUUAGCAGACGUUUCACAAACUCAAAUGCAAGGCAAAAACGAUGUUAUCUUGGAGUUCCAUGUGGAUGACACAACAGGAGCUAAUGAGAAAGACUCACUGAUGGAAAUGAGUUUUCACAUUCCCACCAAUAACACUCAAUUUGUUGGUGAUGAGAACCGUCCUGCUGCUCAGGUCUUCCGUGAAAAGAUUAUGUCAAUGGCAGAUGUUGGUGCCGGGGCUGAAGAGGCCGUCUCCCUGUUUGAAAAUAUUACUGUUCUAACGCCGAGGGGUCGCUACAAUGUGGAACUUCACCUAUCAUUCUUACGUCUCCAAGGGCAGGCCAACGAUUUCAAAAUUCAAUACAGCAGCGUAGUUCGCCUCUUUUUACUUCCAAAGUCUCACCAGCCACAUACUUUUGUCAUUGUGACUCUUGAUCCGCCCAUCCGAAAAGGACAAACUCUAUAUCCACAUAUUGUCUUUCAGUACGAUACAGAACUAGUUGUGCAACAAACAUUGUCAAUUAGCGAUGAGCUUUUGAAUGGGAAGUACAAGGGCAAAUUAGAGGCAUCAUAUAAGGGACUUGUUCAUGAAGUAUUCACAGCGAUUCUACGAGGUUUAUCUAGUGCCAAAGUAACAAAACCAGGGAAAUUCCGCAGCUGUCAAGAUGGGUAUGCUGUGAAGUCAUCCUUGAAGGCUGAAGAUGGGCUCCUUUAUCCUCUUGAAAAGAGCUUCUUCUUCCUACCUAGGCCUCCGACCCUGAUUCUUCACGAGGAGAUUGACUAUGUGGAAUUUGAGAGGCAUGCUGCUGGGGGCUCAAAUAUGCACUACUUUGAUCUCCUAAUUAGAUUAAGGACGGAGCAAGAACAUCUAUUCCGGAACAUCCAGCGGAAUGAGUACCAUAAUCUUUAUAGCUUCAUCAGUGGGAAGGGUUUGAAGAUAAUGAACUUUGGAGAUAUGAAAGCUGCAAAUGGGGUGGCAGCUGUCUUACAGAAUGACGAUGAUGACGAUGCGGUUGACCCUCAUCUCGAGCGCAUUAAAAACGAAGCUGGUGGAGAAGAUAGUGAUGAGGAGGAUUCGGACUUUGUUGCUGAUAAAGAUGAUGGAGGCUCACCUACAGAUGAUUCAGGAGAUGAUUCAGAUGGCAGCAACAGCGGAAAUGAGAAAGAGAAGCCUAUUAAAAAGGAGUCUGCAAAGGAAGCUUCUUCUUCCAAGGCCAUGUCGAAGGGAAAGAAAGUCAGAGAAGGCGAGGAAGACGGCUCAAAGAAGAAGAAACAGAAGAAGAAGAAGGAUCCCAAUGCACCAAAGAAGGCUCUGUCUGGUUACAUGUUCUUCUCCCAAAACGAAAGAGAGGACGUGAGGAAAAGCAACCCUGGGAUUGCGUUUGGGGAAGUUGGCAAAGUGCUUGGUGAUAGGUGGAGGGCGAUGUCAGCCGAGGAGAAACAACCAUAUGAAGAGAUGGCUCAAGCAGACAAGAAACGCUACCAAGAUGCAUUGAGUGGAUACAAAAACCCACAGCCGAUGGACAUAGACUCCGACCAUGACUCCGACAGUUCGUAAUUGGCAACAACGCAAGCUAGUCGCCCGUUUCCAAAUCUGUUGGGGAAGCCCUGAUCCCCCUACUUACCUGCCGUUUCUUGUUUCGAUGCUCUACCCCCGUCUUUGCUACAAACAUUGUCGUCGUUAAACCGGUUCCUAUUUCCGGUGGAAACCUCGGUGGUAGUAGUAUCGCUACUCUAUUAGCUGUUUGAUACCUUGCGUAGCUGCUGCACUUGUGCUGUCUAGAGAUGGAAGGUUCCUUCCUUCGUUACCUAAGUACCAUGUUCCAUUAUCCAUGGCGACACAGGCAAACGUGUGAGCAAUCAAUUGCCCACGGAUUACAAACAAUGUGGCAUACUCCUGUGUUAUCCAUUGGGGGAGCAGAGCAAAUUACGCACUCGAAAGCGGAGCCUCGGGGGAAAACUGAUAAGGUUGUUCGUGGGAAGAGGAGACCAGUCCAUGGAAAAACUAGGUUCGAAUUUGAAUAAAAAAUACUGGCUAUCGAAUGAUCUUACAUACUAUGUUAUAGCAUCAAUAUGAUUGAGGGAAGCAAUAUGAAAAGAAUCUUGAUGUGAUUUGAAUCGGACUAUCUGAUUACGAUUGGGAAUCGGACUAUCUGACUACGAGU
This is a messenger RNA of Linum tenue, 2938 nucleotides long. The record is from the annotation of a GenBank genome assembly. NCBI's taxonomy places the organism in Eukaryota, Viridiplantae, Streptophyta, Magnoliopsida, Malpighiales, Linaceae.